Molecule: messenger RNA, 1443 nt
Organism: Spodoptera litura
Lineage: Eukaryota; Metazoa; Arthropoda; Insecta; Lepidoptera; Noctuidae
Molecular function (GO): protein binding
Source: RefSeq, a predicted model, not a curated record
GUUUACACGCAUAAAUAUUUUUUGUAUACUAUUUUAUUAACGGUUUUAACCGCAAUGCAGCCAUACUUCUCUUACUUCAAAAACAAGAAGCCGGGUCAAAAACCAAAAUGCCUUUGCGACACCGUUGGACUCCUCGGCAAAAUAACUCAAGAACACGAGAAGUUGUUGAAGACAGAAAUAAACCAGAUCAGAUUAAAUUUAUUCACGGAAAGAAAUUCUGAUGGGACUGGGUAUCUAAUACUUCGAGGAAAAGACAUCGAAGGGUGAUAUCGUCGUCGGAUUCAGGACUCGGACAUGAGAGCAAUAUGUUUGUAUGUCAAACAGUCCUCACGUCGAAUCACAAGAUUGGAUUUAAGCUACAAUAACAUUACAGACCGUGGUUUCUUCAGACUAUUAAAAAAACUUCUUAUCAAAGGCCGAUCCAGCAUAAUUAACUUGAACAUCAUGAAUAAUCGACUAACACGUCACUCAAUUGCUAAACUCGUUAAAUAUUCGAAGGUUUUAAAACUAAAAUACUUACGGAUCAAUGGAAAUCGUUUUGGUCUGAAAGGGACUGAGCAACUAGCUAAUUUUUUAAUUUAUAACACAUCUGUGGAAUAUUUAGAUAUUGGUGAAACGAAUCAAAAUUUAUCGAGUAUCGCUCAAAUCAUUACAGCUUUAAGAGCCGACCAUGGGGGCAACAAAACAAUAAAAGUGUUUGACUUUAGUCGAGUCAUUCCGAUCUUCAAUCGAUAUAAUUACGAAUCGAAAUGGUUCGCCUAUCACAUUGAGUUUUUAUUAGAAAGAAACUCCACUAUAAUUGAGUUACAUUUUCAGAAAAAUAAUUUUAUUUGCCACGAUGUUGAAUACUUUGUGAGGGGUUUGAGAAAAAAUACAACUUUAUUAUAUUUAGACCUGGCUUUUAACAGAAUUGGAGAUUACGGAGCUGAAUUAAUAGCAAAAUAUCUAGCAGAAGGACCUCAAUUAUUAUUCAUAAAUAUCGCAGGCAAUGGUAUUAACGAUAUUGGGGCUAGAGCGCUAAGCUUCGGGUUACCAUACUCAAAAAUCCGAGCUUUAGACAUCUCCCGCAACACAAUGACAGAUAAUGGUAUAAUCGACAUUUUAAAUACAUUAAAGAAACCGUUUUUUCUGCGGUUUUUAAAUAUUUGGGGGAAUAAAAUUACUCAUGGUUCUUGUGAGAUUAUAGAGAGGAUGUUAAUUAGUGGGGUUUUGUUCCAACACACAAUUGAUGUCAAGGUUUAUGAAGUUGAUGAAGUGUUACAUGCAGCCUAUUACCCAAAUCCAGCAAACAGGAACAAACAUUUAUACUACGAUGAAUUAGACUUGGGUUGCGUCCAACCUAUAUACCACAUAACAAGAAAUAAUAUAGAAGAAAAGAAAAAAGUAAAAGUCGAUUGCAAGCAACGCCAUAAGCUGGAUAAAACGGAUAAAUUACAUUUUUAA